This is a messenger RNA of Drosophila obscura, 2859 nucleotides long. RefSeq names its product condensin complex subunit 2 (gene barr). Gene Ontology annotation, molecular function: chromatin binding. Lineage: Eukaryota; Metazoa; Arthropoda; Insecta; Diptera; Drosophilidae. Gene Ontology annotation, biological process: mitotic chromosome condensation. The record is from RefSeq and is a predicted model, not a curated record. Gene Ontology annotation, cellular component: condensin complex.
CUAGAUUGCGGCGUCGUUUGAAAGAAACUGUAAACUAUUACCAAUACCAACGCAGCAGCCACAAAACGAAAUUGGUAAAAAUAAGCAACAAAAGCCAAGUGAAAAUUGUUAUAGAAAAAACUAUAAUCUUCCCUUGCGCGGCACACAACAGGCCAUUGUCGCACACCCAGCCAGAGAUUGGUAUUUUCGGUUAAUUUUGCGGGUAAAAUCAGGGACGCGACCAGACCAGCAAAGGGGCACGGGACCAGCAAACACAAUCAUGACGUUGCCGCGCUCGGAGACGCCACUGCGUCGAUCUGCGGUGGGCAGCUACCGCGAGAGCAUGGCCCGGGACAUAACCGUGAUCAAUGACGAUGAGGCCGAGCGGCGGGAGGCACGCCGGCGUACGCUGCUGGUGCAGCAGGACACGCGCAAGAGCUCAGCGCUGGAGUCCAUUGAGGAGAACGAGGCGAUACGCUCCUGCGUGGAUCUGUACAAUUGCAAUAAGCUGAGCAAAGACAAUGCCUGGCACAUGUCGCUGAUUGAUUCGCUGGCCAAUCUAAUGGAUCGCCAUCACAAGAAGCUAAGCAACUUCAAGAUGGCUGGCUCUUCGCUGGAGGCCUCGUCCAAGGUCUACGGCCUGCGUGUGGACUCUAUUUACAUCGAUGCCAUGCGCAUAUCGGCGGGUCUGAGUGCCCGCACCUUGACGGACAAGCAGAUCAACGAUGCCGAUGCGGACGAUGGGGGCUCGCCAGAUGGAGCGCCAGGUGAUGGCGAAGGUGGCGAUGCAGCUGCCAGUAAACAGCAGAAGGCAGCGGCACCCAAGCCCAAGCGACAGAAGAAGAAUGUCUCAACGCUGACCAAGAACAAGGAGACGUUGAAUGCCCGUUUGGACAUGAUGCCCAUGCAGGAUGCGGUCUUUGGAAAGCUCAAUUCGACGGUGGGCUCCAUCAAUGCCUCCAAUCGACUGAUGCACAACAUACUGCCCAGUAUGGAUUCGGAGCUGAGGCUGCGCACCACCUACAAAAUGUGGGACGCGACGGAGGACACGGACGAGCUGAUGGAUAGCGAAACGCUGAGUGCCAGCGGGCAGGAGUGGCCCGACGAUGCCUUGUGCAGUGCGGAAUGGCUCUAUAAACUGGUCAAUCAUGCCGAUAAUCUAGUUCUGCGGCCACUCCACACGGGCUAUGUGAUCACCAGUGCUCCGAAUCCCAAGCACCAGGCGGAUAAGUCGCUGACAUCCAUGUCAGAGACGGCGGCGGCGCCCGGCACAAAUGAGGACGACGAUGAGGGACUGGAGAAUGCGGAUGAUUUCUGUAUGAAUCCCACAGAGAUAUCCGUGGCCUUUGACAUGAAUGCCGAGUGCGAGCCCAUGCCGGAUAUGGAAGCAGGUCCACCCAUUGUUCUCGAAAUACCAUCGAAUGAUUUGGAAGAGCUCACCGCCGAGGAGCAGACGGUCAUCAAUAAUUGCCGACGGCUGAGGAAAACCGCCGAAUUCAUUGACGAUCUGCGACCGGUGGACGGUGUCUCACGGCUGGACUACUCCUACCGACCCAUGGAGCAGAUCUCACAGUUUUGGGCGGGUCCAGCGCAUUGGAAAUUCAAGCGCACUCGGCCGCGCACCACUCUCGCCCAGACGAACGGGUCAACGGACGCUGUGACUGCGGCCAAACCAAAGAAAUCGGCUGCAGUGGCCGCCAAGCGACGCAUGAAGGAGGUGAACUAUGGCAAGUUCAAGGAGGAGUUCUUCCAGCCGCUCGAUGCGAACAUCAAGCAGCGAAAGGCCAACUAUCAAAAGAAAUGGGAUGCCCGCAAGCUGAUGCUGCCCACAAAAUUUAACUUUGAGGACGAAUACUUUUUCAAAUACGAUUCGGCGCCGAGCAUCAAAGUGAGCCAGCGUUACGGUGAGGCCGAUCUGGACGAGGGACUGGGCAAUGACAUGGACAUGGAUGAUGGCGGCUCCUCACAUCAUGGCGAUGCCGACAUAGAGCUCUUUGACAAUGAACAUUUCACCACAGACGAUCCGCAGGUGGCAACAAAUCGAAUGUCGGGUGCGGGCAUUGAGGAUCCCAUGGACAUGAUGAAUGUGGAUUCGUGCGAGGGUACGCCCAAUCAGAGCCAAAACAUGCAUCUGGGACACGAUACAAUUGUGGAGAUUGCGACCGAAUACGAAGGUGCACCCAAGCAGGUCACCAAAGUGAUUGUGCCAUUCGCCAAGCGUGCCAAGGUGAUAGACAUGAAGAAUCUCAAGAAGAGCUGCAAUUCCCUGAUCCAGAAGCAGCUGCUCAAUGCUGUCGAUGAGGCUGCCAUACCCGUUCAUCCCGUGCCAAAGGAUGAACAGUACUCCAAGGGUGUGGCCAGCUUCCAGGAGAUUUACCGUACGCUGCCCGAUCUGUUGACGGCCAAAAUGGCAGAUUCUUUGUCCCCAUCGGUGGCCCUCUAUGCGGUGCUCCAUUUGGCCAACGAUAUGAAACUGCGACUCAUUCCGCAAGAGAAUUUAGAGGAUUUUCAAAUUCGACAAGUUCUGGAUUAGCAUUUUAUGACGAAACGUUUUUUAAUCGUACACCUACACCCUACACCUACACUUACAUACCCCUCACCCUCCAGUGUUUGUGUUUCUUUAAGCUGACGAAUCGUAUAGUUAAUUUCGUACCCUCGAGCGCUGUAUCAGUAUUGCCCACCCCACUCCAUACCAAUUUUAAGCACAUUUUCAUGCAAAACAAACAAACAAACAAACAAACAAACAAAAAACGAAACAAAACGAAGCAGGGAUCAUCUCCGAUGUGUUGUGUUCUCUGAUGAUUUUUUUAGUUCUAUCUCUCAAGCGGUACCCGUUUUAGAACAUAUCUAAACAUUAAUAAAUGAAUAUUUUUAAUAAUA